AUGAGUGCCGCUAAGAAGGUUGCCGUCAUCGCGACGAGUACUCGAACCCCACGCAUUGGAACUAAGGUCGCGGAACUGGUGAAAGAUACCAUCACCACAGAUGCUACCACCAAUGGCAUCGAUCUGCAUCUUGUAGAAGUCGCUUCUUUCAGACUUCCCGUCUUCGAUGAACAGAUCAUUCCCGCUCAGGUCCCAGCUGCAGGUGACUUCGCCCACGAGCACAGCAAAGCGUGGAGCAGGGAAAUCGCCGAGUACGAUGCCUACAUCAUUGUGGUGCCCGAAUACAACUACGGCCUGUCUGGCGGCACCAAGAAUGCCAUUGACUACUUGUAUAACGAGUGGAUCGGCAAACCCAUUGCUGUAGUCAGCUACGGCAUCAUGGGUGGCAACUCGGCGUCAGCGCAGGCGCAGAAGACGCUGGAGGGCAUGAAACUCCGGGUUGCGCCGACGCGACCGGCGCUUGCUUUUGCGGGUGGGGCCGGACCGGAUCUGGUGGCUGCCAUGGGCCACGGAGAGAUCGGGGAAGAGUCGCGGAAAAAGUGGGAGGGAGAAUCGGAGAGCAUACUCAAAGCCUUCGGAGAGUUAAAGGUGCUUCUCACCGCGCCGGCUUAG
Messenger RNA from Colletotrichum scovillei, 612 nucleotides. RefSeq names its product NADPH-dependent FMN reductase. Gene Ontology annotation, cellular component: cytosol. NCBI's taxonomy places the organism in Eukaryota, Fungi, Ascomycota, Sordariomycetes, Glomerellales, Glomerellaceae. Bases 1 to 612 code for a protein of 203 amino acids. Gene Ontology annotation, molecular function: oxidoreductase activity; FMN binding. The transcript has a single exon. The record is from RefSeq and is a predicted model, not a curated record.